Messenger RNA from Penaeus indicus, 1627 nucleotides. RefSeq lists its product as uncharacterized. Gene Ontology annotation, biological process: regulation of microtubule polymerization or depolymerization. The coding region runs from base 1 to 1386 and encodes 461 amino acids. The transcript has 9 exons. Lineage: Eukaryota; Metazoa; Arthropoda; Malacostraca; Decapoda; Penaeidae. The record is from RefSeq and is a predicted model, not a curated record.
AUGUACGUCUAUGACGACAUAAGGUUUUCUCUGAAUCGUAGGCAGAGAAAACGGGUGUGGCAGGCAGCCGGGGCCGCGCGUCCCUCAAAGCGGCAGCUGAACUCCAGUCGUAAGUGCAGUGUGGUCUUGUACUCGUGUCCUGUGAAAGGCUCCCGGGGAUCGGUAUCUUCAUCCGCCAAAAAUUUGUACCAAUAUGAAGUGGAUUCUGGGAGAAUCGUGGCAUACCUUACUCCAGAAAAUAAUACCACUGCUGUACGGGAAACCGGCAGCCCUCGCCUCCACACCAUGGGCUGCGGAGAGAGCAAGGACGUCCAGCAGAUAAGCGUCUCUGCUGCUCAGAAGAAGCUCGAGGAUUCCUUGAAGGACCUUGAUGUAGUGAGGCUUUCGUCCGCCUCGUCCUCCUCAGGCCUCGGCUCGACCGGCUCAGGCUCUGCCCCCAACUCGCCCGGAGAGGACGAGGCGAGGCUCUACCACCAGGAGUCGGUGGACAGCCUGGGCGCCCUGCCCACCACACUCGACAACAUUCCCAACAGCGACCUCGGGGAAUCCCUUGACUGCAGACGAGGAGCUUCCCUUUGGUCCAAGCUCCCCGCGGCGCCGCCUUCGUCAUCGGUGUUCCCUCCGGCGUCCUCCUCGGCCAGGAGCAAUGACUCGAGUGAUUCCGGCAUCUACGACCUCGAUGACGACUACUCCUUCGUCAUCACGGAGAACUCCCCGCCGGAGCUCGUUCAGCGGGUCGUUGCGGAUUUCACGCCGGUGGAGAACCUGGAUCUGACGCUGACGGGGAAGCAGUGCCCGCGCCUCCUGAGCGGCUACCAGAGAGCCCGGCAGGAGGAGGCCGAAAUCCUGAAGUCUCUGCGGGAGGACGGGCUGAUCUCGACGUCCAAACAGCGAGCAGGAGGCGGCGUCUCCUUCGAGAUCAUCGAGGCCACGCCGGAGACCGAGUCCUCCUCCAGCAGCAAGUUUAAGCCCAAGGACUUCCUUCCCGAGGAGACGAAACAGCACCUGGAGGCCCAGAGGAACAAAUUCCACCUCAGGAACCUUACGUCGGCCGAUGUGAGCAGGAAGAUGCAGAUGGCGGAGCAGAGAAGACAGGCGGAGAUAGAGGCGAAGAAGGAGAAGAUGGCCCAGCUGUCCAAGGGCGGCGAAGGAGGCGAGAAGAAGAGCCUGGAGCUGAAGGAGAAAGCGAACAAGAAGAAUGACGCGGCGCUCGAGAAGAGAGAGGCUCACCUGAAGGAGCUCCGCGAUAAGCUGAAGGAGAAGAACAAGAAAGUCCAGCAGAUUAAGCUGAAGAAGCUGAUCAACGGCCCCCCUGUCCCUGUGACGGUCGGGUCGGCGUCGGCGGCCUUCCGGAACGACGAUUCCUUCGACAGCUUCUUCAACUGAGAGCGACGUUUGGCGCUGCGAAACGCACACGUGUUCGGCAUGAACAGACGUCGAAAAAGGUUAAUCCUAAGACUCUACGCUAAGGUAAAGCCUCCACGGCGUUCUGGGCGCCGACGACGAAAAAGACAUCCUUCAGGAAGAUGAAGAAGGAUCCUCGUUCCUGACGCAGAAGACGCGAGGGCGUCACUGUUCCCCGGCUUCGCCACGUCUGCCGAAGAACAAAUUAUUUCCAAGAAAACCU